This is a messenger RNA of Trypanosoma grayi, 2319 nucleotides long. Its product is annotated as chaperone DNAJ protein. The transcript has a single exon. The record is from RefSeq and is a predicted model, not a curated record. Gene Ontology annotation, biological process: cristae formation. NCBI's taxonomy places the organism in Eukaryota, Euglenozoa, Kinetoplastea, Trypanosomatida, Trypanosomatidae. The coding region runs from base 1 to 2319 and encodes 772 amino acids.
AUGGCGACAUCAGACGCUGAAGACGAGCGUGAGUACAUACUCCUGCGGGACUUUGGCGGCCACGACGCCAAGAAGGAUCCGGACCCGAGCGGGUACUACGCGGCUCUCGGGGUAUCACAGAAUGCGUCACAAACACAAAUUCGACGGGCCUUCCUGCAUCUGAGUCAGAGCUACCACACAGACAAACACAGCGGUGACACAGAGGAUGUACAGCAGUUGAUGAACGAGCGGUUUCAGAAACUCCAGGAGGCGUACACGGUGCUGUCUGACGAGAAGCAACGCGUGGCGUAUGAUAUAAGUGGGGAGCAGGGUGUUAACCGAUUAGCCCUCAUUCCUCAGAAUGUAAACCGACGUGAGGACAUUGCGCACUACUUGAGUACGCUGGAGCGAGAAGCGGAACUGCGUGGAUUGGCAAAGAUGCUUUCGGCGACAUCAAGCAUGACAGUGACGUACUCCAUUGCACACUUCUUCCUCCCCAGGGUGGUCAGCUCCGUUCCUGCACUACCUCAUUCAGAAGAAAAGGCGGACGACACCGGCAUGGGCCCUCCCAAUGAGGCUUCGAAUGAGGAGACUCAGGCUGCAGCGAGCAAUGCUGUGUCAGAGGCAUCGGAGCGGGAGAGCACUGGCGCUGAUGUUGCGACGCCGCAGCUGAAGUCAGAGGUUAUGGUGGCGAAGGAGGUUGAGAUUGACGGACGCCACCAGAUUGUGCUCGUCCCUAAUGAGGGGAUGCAAGCAAAGCUUCGGGAACAGAUCGUGAGGGCGUCGGGGGGCAACAACAACGUUAAUGAUGCUGCUGCUCCUUCUUCUCCUUCUGCCGUUGCCACUUCUGUGGGUCGUCACCUACGAAAAACGCCUGCAGGUCGUGCGCAGCUCUCACUCAUGGAGAAGGCGAUGCUGGCGGCAGUGCCCAGGCGAAUUAACUUUAGGCACUCGUUCCAGCAUGUUGUGACGCCGACGCUUGGGGUGUGGAUUCAGACGACGGCCUCCCAAGAAGGGAACCGAGCGCGGGUAGGCUGUAAGACAAUCAUGGAGUACCAACCUGACGAUAUCAACAUGUACGCCUGCGCGUGCAACGUGUCUGUGAAAUGGCUAAAGAUAUCCUUUAUUCGAAAACGUGUACUCAACGUGAUGUGGACGCUCAAGACAAAGUUGGUUGCCCUUGACGGUGUGAAUCUGUUGAGGAAGUUUGAAUUAUCCCUAGAUCGGCGGCUAUCGUCUAUGUACACGUUGCAAAACUCCUGGGUAAUGUCUCUAAGAGAUCACGGCCUCUUCAAGACCGGUAUCUUUGGAGGCAGUGUGGAUGGCGUGAAGAGGGGUAUAUACACCUUCAUUGGCUACAACAAUCUGGGCGUUCACAUGUACGAUGAGAGACCCAUUGUGUACGGUGAUAGUGACGCGGAGAAGGAGGACGCCGCACAAGGACGCGUGCUCACGACCUUUGGGUUGAUGGGUGCCACGUUGAACCUUCGUUACGGUAUUGAGGCAUGGUACUUUUUCAGCAAGUGGCAGCACUUUGGCAUCGGCUUCUCUACCUUGGCGCCGAUGUCAAGUUACUUUUCAACGUACAACGCCCGCCACCCUGGAUUCAUGACGAUCCAGGAAAUUUCACUGCUCUACGCGCGCGGUGAGCGCCGCAUUAGCAUUCCCAUUGUAGUGUUCGCCUCGCAGAGGCUUCAGAUGGCGCUGAUGUGGGCUGCAGCGCCAUACGUACUGUAUCGUGUUGCACGGAUCGUAUGGCGGCCCUUCCAGCGCGGGCGGAUAGUUGCGCGCUACCGGCAGGAGCGUCUGCGGCACCAGCCAGAGAUGGAUGUGGCGCGGAUGCGGACUGCACAUGAACAGAGGGCGUUGGAGCACAGCGUCAUGCGAAACCGCCUGCGGGAGGAAAGUAUCGCUGGCCUCGUUAUCAUCAACGCGAAGUACGGCGUACUGAACCCCCGCUACCCGGAGGCGCUGCAGCUGCAGCCAAGAAGCGCGGCGGUGAAGGCGCCGUGGUGGCGGCGCUGGUGGGCGAAGAAGUCCGAGCCGACGACAGCACCUUCGGCACAGGCGGAAGGUGCGGCUGCUGAAGGAGCCGGCGAUGUCUCCUCGAUUGUUGUGUUGGACGUGACGGCCGCACUUCAGAAUUUUGUGCAGGACUCGAAGCUGGUUUUGCCAAGGGGGUCUAAGAGCAAACUCGUUGGGUUCACCGACCCCGACCCAUUCACAGCGGAACGGAAAGAGCUAGUAAUUGUGUAUUGGUUCCAGCGGAAGCGGCACACCGUUACAGUGAGCGACGAAGAUGAAGUGGAGCUUCCGCGGCGCGAGCACCUGAUUGAUUGA